Molecule: messenger RNA, 3183 nt
Organism: Zasmidium cellare ATCC 36951
Lineage: Eukaryota; Fungi; Ascomycota; Dothideomycetes; Mycosphaerellales; Mycosphaerellaceae
Exons: 2
Coding region: 1-3183 (1060 amino acids)
Biological process (GO): Golgi to plasma membrane transport; exocytosis
Cellular component (GO): exocyst
Source: RefSeq, a predicted model, not a curated record
AUGCCCGUCACCGCCGAUCAGGAGCGCGAGCUGCUCAACAAGUACAAGCUCACCACCCUCUACCCAACCGAGUGGCCGCACGAGGAUGGGUCGUCAGACGAUGAAGAAGAGCUGGAGCAACAGAUCGCAGCUGGAGUUGGUCAUGCUCGGAACAGGAGCAACACUUCCUCGCGUCUUCAGAAGAUCGAUCGUCACGUUAGUCUGAAGAGCAGCACAUCUUCUGGAAAGCAUGCGCCAAAAGAUGCCGGCGUGCAGAAGGACGAAGCCGAUGCCCUCGGCAUGGCCCCUUCAGUGGCAGCGGAGCUCAAGAGGAGAGGACUGCCCAUUGAGGACAACUUGGCUCUCCGUAACAAGUUCAUGCUGUCCUCGACCAGCUUCAGUCCGGCUAUGUACUUGUCUCAGGUCCACCAGAAUGCCACCACCGAGGAUCUACUCAGAGGCUUGGACUUCCUCAGCAGGAGCAUCGAGCAGAAGUCUGCAAGCCUCAAGGUACUGGUCGAAGGCAACUUUGACCGUUUCGUCAAGGCCAAAGCUACUAUCGAUACCGUCUACCACGAAAUGCGCAAUAGGGGAGCGGAGUCCUCGAGGAUGUCGCAGGUCCCUCAAUCUGCCGCUUCCAGCUUACGACCCCACUCUCGCCAGACGAGUAAGAACCAGAGUCACUUCCGCAACACGAGUGGACCAUGGGGAUCUCAGUCAAAGGCCGGCUUUCAGACGGAGCGUAGCAGAAAUGCACUUACGAAGGAGUCCGAGUACGGCGUGCAAGGGAUCAGAAUUCCACUUCAAGAAGUCGCUAUCAAGGCUGAAGAAGUCUGGGGUCCAGCGUUGGGCGGUCAUGAGAAAGAGGAAGCUCUGAAAGCUGUGCAGAAUGCGUUGGACCAGUAUCGUGAGAUGUUCACCUUGCCUGGUACUGUCUUUGAAGCCAUCAAGAAGAGCGAUUACGACGGUGUCGUGGAUGCGUACAAGAAAGCCAAGUCUCACGCAGACAAAGCGCGCAAGAUCGCUGCCAUUGCUAAAGAGAACAACGUGGAACUUGGAGAUGCGGACGUCCAGCAGAUCAUCGUGACUGCGAGGAUGUGGCACGAUGUGAAUUCACAGGUCGAGACGUUCAAGCAAGAAGUGUGGCGGCGACUGAGAAACUCGCAUGGUCGGAAGCCUGCUGCUGUUGCUGACGAGACUGACAAGGAGCUGCACAUGGAGCUCUUGGCCACCCUACUCCAACUUGGUGUAGACGAGAAUCCAAUCUGGAUCUGGAUUAACAGUCAUUACCUUUACCUCAGAGAAAAGAUCGCACGCACCUUUGAGAGGAGCAGGAUCGAGAUUGAAAUUAACCGUCGACGUCUGGCAUCCAACAAUCGUGUCGACAGCAAGGCAUUCUCCAAGCACCUUCGCUCUGCAUUCACUGCUGCCGGUACGAUUCGACUUGGUGGUGACUCCGGACGGGACCUCGACUCUGCGCCCAUUCUGGCUUUCUGGGACAAAGUCCAGAGUUGUCUAUCCACUCUACUCUCUCCAAAGAAUGGCAUUCUGGCGGAUGUUGUGGAGUGGUAUACCACCGCUCAAGACUUUGUGGAGAACAGAGCUCAAAAGGCCUUUCCGACCGGCGUCUUCGCUUCAGGCUUCACCCACCUCUCUCUCGACCCGGAGCAUGUUGAUGGAAUUCGCAAGGCUACCAUGGAUCUCGUUACCAUUCUUCGUGAGAGCAUCGCCUCUUUCUUUCAAGACACACCAGUCGAAGAUAUUAGUGAUCUUUACUCACCAAUUCCACCCACCCCGAUAACACCAGAUUCGAAGACGCCACUAACACCAGGAGCGAGUAGGAGAGCUUUCACUUUCGAUCUAAGCAAUGUCCCCCCACCGAGCCCACGCAGAGGCGAUUCCUGGGAGAAGUUCGCGUUCUGGCCGCCAAACUCCAAUUCUCUGUCAGGUGCACAUUACCUCGCUCGGCUGAUAGCACUGGUUGGCAGUGGUAUGGGCGAUUUGGCAAGUCUUUCGGUUGUGAAGCAGUCGCAGGAGCCCGAGAAGCUGAAGAACGUCAUCACCAAUGUCCGCGAACGCUUGAUCACGGCUAUCUGCUCCAGCUGGAGUGCAGACUCGGAGAAGUGUAAACUUUUAGAGUCCUGGACUCGCAGUCCCGAUCGCAGAGAUUUGACUCUCAUGCCUGCCUUCUUUGAGGCAUGGGAAGAGAAAGUCAUGACCAAUGUGCAGAAGAUUGCGUACAUCACUGAUGCAGCGACUGGAAAGAGCGGAGCCGGUGCUGUCGAGAUCAUCGUUCCGCCUUCUGCUAAACUCUUGCAAGUGGUUAGAGGCUGCUUCACCACCAGUCUGUAUAAGAGCUUGAACGGCAUGGUGGAGAAUGCAGAGAACCCUAAGGGAGACUCCAACGCCGUGGCAGAGGAAAUCGACCCAGACGGUGUGACCAUUGCCAAGAAGCGCGAGUUGGAUGGCGAGGAUUCGUACGGGACCGAGCCUGUGGAUGCGUCUAGCAGGAACACUCGAAUGUUACUCACGCUGUCCAAUCUCAACCACCUCCGCAGCGAGGUCAUCCCGCAACUCAUCUCACAUUUCGAGGCAGCGUUCAGCGUCAAGCUCACUGAGGAGAGCAAGACUAUCAGAGAUGUCCUCUCUCAGAUCGACGCACGCCUCUUUCAGUCAUACGUCAAGCCUACAGUCGAAACACUCGAUGCUAUCAUCACCAAGGGCAUCACAGCUAACGACUGGGAGCCUUCGACGCCUCGUCCAACGGAUGCAAGACCCUACGUUUAUGAUGUGCUUCUCCAGCUCGUCAUGGUUCACGCCGAAGUUACAAACACUACUGCGAGCACGCUCACGGGGCAGAUUCUGUCUUUCCAUCUUGAACAAUGCUCAAUGGCGCUCAUCGAAGCGUUCAAGAAGCGUCAACACUACUCUCUGCCCGCUUUGAUGCAGGCAACCUUGGACGUGGAAUUUAUGGCGCAGACUUUGAACAACUACACCACAGACCGCGCGAGCGAAGUUCAGAGUCAGAUUUACCUGGCUCUUGACGAGCGAACUGACAACGAUGCUCGCGCUAAAUUGCAGGGUGAAUUACCCGCUAUGCGAGGUAUCUUGAAGAAGCUGCGUGAGGGGACUAAGGGCCAGUUUGGGUCUUUCAGACGAGAAAGGAGAGGAAGGAGAGAUGGUGGGAGUGGACAGAAGGGUUAG